Molecule: messenger RNA, 7178 nt
Organism: Diorhabda carinulata
Lineage: Eukaryota; Metazoa; Arthropoda; Insecta; Coleoptera; Chrysomelidae
Product: dnaJ homolog subfamily C member 5-like
Exons: 6
Coding region: 205-897 (230 amino acids)
Biological process (GO): regulation of neuromuscular synaptic transmission
Cellular component (GO): type Is terminal bouton
Source: RefSeq, a predicted model, not a curated record
UCGACGUUUAUUUGUUGGCAGCACAGUACUAUUAGUUUUCUCAUUGACCGUUGUUGUAUUGACAUUUCCGAAAGAAUUGUAUCUGCGGUAUUUUUGUGAAAUGUGUCUUAAUAAAAGUUAUAAUAUUAUUUUGUAAAAUAUGUGUUAGUGUAAACACCGUUGUUGUUUUUAUAUGUUUGUCGAAAGGAUUGAAUUCAGCACAAAAUGGACGCCAAAAGAAAAUUAUCCACUCAAGGCGAUUCGUUAUAUGAGGUGUUAGCGUUACCAAAAACAGCGACAAACGAAGAAAUAAAGAAAACUUACCGACGUUUAGCACUUAAAUAUCAUCCAGAUAAAAAUCCCAAUAAUCCGGAAGCCGCGGAAAAAUUUAAAGAAGUAAAUAGGGCCCAUUCUAUACUCAACGACGCUACUAAACGAAAUAUUUAUGAUAAUUACGGUUCAUUGGGUCUCUAUAUCGCCGAGCAGUUCGGAGAAGAAAACGUCAAUGCCUAUUUUGUUGUAACUUCUACGUGGUGUAAGGCACUUUUCUUCUUCUGCGGAUUCAUAACAGGCUGUUAUUGUUGUUGUUGUUUAUGCUGCUGUUGCAAUUUCUGUUGCGGAAAGUGUAAACCUAGACCACCUGAAGACACAGGCGAUUAUCACACAUUGAACCGAGAUCAGGGUCCAAGCUCAGCUCAACAUGUGCACACCACCCAACCAGGUAAAAUGGAUGAUGGAUCCGAUGAUGGUCGAGGUGAUAACUCUCCGGUGACGAGUCAACCGUCUCCUUCCAGAACCCAAAAUGCUCCCGUGUAUGCCAUGCCACCACCCACUUAUAAUACGGUGUCACAAAAUAAAGGAGAAAACUCCGCAUUAAACCAAGGCGAUGUCCCUGUUUAUACGCCAGAUCUAAAAUAAACGACAAGAAGAGUGGUCUACUUAGGUCUUUAAAAAGCGUUUUGAUAGGUGCACCCAAAAAUUGUCAAUGGUAGAAGAAGAAAUUUCUAAUCUUCUUUGACCUAGUCAAAUUAUAUAUUUUUUAGUUUUUUCGUCUAUAAUUAUACAUUUGAUGAUUUAGAAAUUUAAGGUUUAAAAUUAAUUGGAAAAUAUAAACAUUUUUAUAUUAUUUUCAUUUUAUUUUGAUGAUCUAUUGAAAUAGGUGACUUAACGAAGCAUGCUUUCAAGGAAUAAGUGUGACUAUUAUAUAUCAAUAUUGCACUUUGUUAUUUGAACGUUCCAGUAUUGUUUUAAUUAAUAAGUUAUUUGUGAUCUGCAAAAGCAGUUUUUUUACUGUAUGGCACAAACUACACUGUUUUUCCCUGUUCUAUUUUUCACUAGUUUUAAUUUGGGCCAUACUUUAAAUUUAACUUUUACUUAAUCCAAUAAGUUACAAAGAAGGUAGUGUGUCAAGCGAUUUUCCAAAAAAGGUAUUAAGUCUAUAAAGAAUAAUCAUUUCUUUAGUAUUCCAAAAGUUAAAUCCAGUCAUAGUAAUUUAAUAUCAAUGUAAUUAUUAUAAUACAUGAAAAUUGUUAAUAGUACAUUACAUAAAAUUAAUCUUUCAUAAACAUUUAGAAUUACAUAUGAGAAAUAUCAAUUAUUGAUGAAUUAAUACAUUAUAUUAUAUAUUUAUGAAUAAAAUAUAUUAGUUUAUUGAUAAUUACUUGUGUCACGAAAAUAAUAAAAUAAUUAGGAAGAAUAUUGUAUGCAUUUUAUAAGUAUAUCCCCAUUAUCGUGCUUCUGCUAACAGAAAUAGUCUAGUCUUCAAGUUCAAACUAUUGAUAAAAUUAUGUAGAUAAACUAAUCCCAUUCAAAAUGAUGUCUAGAUCAUUGUGCCUAAAAAGUUAAUUAUCCCAUAAAAUUUUCAAUUGAACACCUUCCAAAUAUAGUGUUUGCUUUUUGCUUUUUUUUUCAAUUUAAAAAAAAUCCUUCAAGAGAAGGAAAUUUAUUAAAAAAGUUCCGAUUACUUAGUAUUUGUAAAUUGAAUAACAUGAAAAAAUUAUGGUAUAAGUUGAACAUGUUAGAAAAUUUAUUCUUGUUGCAGUUUUUCAACAAAUUAGACGAUUGUUAAUUAACGAAAUUAUCUUGAACUGUCUCAAUUUUUCCACUUCAUUGAGUCCUUCUGUUAUACAUACAAAACUAUAUUGCAUCAUGAAAGUUUCAAUAAUAUAGAUAUAUUGUUUGUAAUAUUUUUAUAUAUAGUUAACAAAAAAGAGAAAAUAAGAAUUUCAUAUCAUUUUUUUCUUUAUUUAUUAUUGUUUUUAUGUCAAUAAAAAACAUUUUUGUAAAAUUACCAUUAAAACUAACACUACUAAUGACAGCCAAUAGUGUUAAAAGUGAUUGUUUACCUAGAAGUGCGUUGUAAAUAUUUUUAACCCUACAUUUUCUAAUGAUGAAAUCAGAUUGAAUUAUAGGGCAAUCCAGAAUUAUGACCUGUGCAACACUAAUAUGGCCGCUGACAAACAACGUGUUUAACGAUAUUGUCACCUGGUGUUUGCUACUGUCUUAGUGUAAUCCUACGGUCUGUUGCCUUGCAUUGCCUAAGAUCUAUUUAUAAAAGACAUAAUUUAUUGUUUCGUUAUAACAUGUGAUUUUUUCUUUUUAUAUUCUAUAUCUAUAUUUCAAAUCCUGACAAUCCAGAUUUAAAUGUUACUUUAAUAUUGUUAGCAAUAUUUGUUCUUUGGCUGUGAGAACUGCACAACUCCAGUAAACUUAUUUCAACAAACAAUAAUUUCAACAGCUGUAUAGUUAUUUAAACCUGUAUAAUAUUUAGUUUUCUUUUCAUAAUUUCUUAAAGCUUCUCUAGAAAGUGUGGGUUUUAAUAAUGUAUUGUUACGAGAUAACUUGUAAAAGCAUCAGAUAUAUCUUCUGAUAGUAAAUCUGUCCGUACUUCUUGAGCUCAUCCAUAUGGAAAUUCUUCUGGAACAUUUUCUGUACUUGUACAUGAGUUUCAGUUUCUUCUAGUAAAACCUAAAGAUAUUCUUUAAUAAAAACAUAUAAUAUUUUUUAAUUGAAUCAUCUUUCCGGGAACUUUUCAGAAAAUCUGAAUUAAUUAUUGUAUGAAGUAUCUUACUUUACUAACCACAAAUGUGAUAUACUUUACAAUAAUUACAUUUUCUACAUUAAAGUUUAUCAUGUUUUGUACCACUGGCACUACGGCCCUCAAAGAGCUUUGGGCUUUUCCAGUCAUCACGGUCCAACGUUCGGCGUGUUCACCCACCUCCCGUCUAGCUCCCGAAUAUCCUCUUCGACAUCAUCCAGCCAUCGCUUGCGCGGUUACCCUUUGGUCUUCUGUCGGUACGCUUUACGCAUCCCCCGCUCCUCAGGUAUUCCAAGUGGCCUAACCAUCUUGGCCUUCUGUCACCAGGCUGGGGUCUUCAUAGAUAGAGAGCUGGUGAAGCUCGUGUUUGUACGGCUGCGCCACACGCUCUGCUCGCACACUGAUCCAUAUAUUAGGAGUAAGAUCUUUCGCUCCCACAUGUUAAGCAGCCGCUGCUCGCGGCUUUUUAAUACGGGCGCUCGACUUGAUCAUUGAAAAUUUACUCCACAAAGUUGAUGAGCUCCUUACAUUUGAUUUUUUUUGUAAGGCCAAAAAUUAGUAUAUACAAUAUCGUACUGCUGAGCUGAUUUUUAUGUAGGAGUUCCAAACUACAGACUCUUCAAUAUUAACAGGAACAAUCAAAUCAACACUUGUAAUAAUUAUUCCACUAUCGACAAACAUUUAAUUGGGUUGUCGACAAAGUAGUUUCGGUUUUGUAUUAUAAAUAAAACACUUUUUUAACAAAGAAUAGUUUUUAAUCAAUUAUAUAUUUUCCAUUUUGCCCAAUGACCUUUUGCCAUCUUUCUUCCAGCUUCAUGAUACCGCGCUCAUAAAUUUUCUGGUCCUUGAUUGCUGGUCAUCGUCAUAUGUGAAAAAUUCUGUACUAAAAAUAAUAACUUUUCCUUUGUUUAUUUAUUAAAUAUUUGAAAUCAAAUGAACUAUUUUAAUAUUAUCAAAUAAAUUUUAAAUUUUGACUCACUUUCGAGGCGGUGUGUGCAAUAUAAUAAAGGCGUGCGGAGGUACAUUUCCAGGAAUUAGAACUUUUUAUGUUAAAGUCUUUUUUCAAUUUAAAAAUAGAUAUAACUUUUGAACUUUUUACGGGCUAAUUAACUUUUUAUUUACAAUGAUUUAUACAUCAUUCCAGAUCAAAUAAACUAACUCAUACACAUAAUUUUAGUGAUAGUAUGUUAAAUAACAGGAUUUGAACUUGUAGACAAGACUAAAAAGACAUCGAGUGUUGUCAGGUACAGUUCAAACAUUGUUUUUGUUUUCAAUUAUUUGUAAGCAUUUCCAUUUGUUUCCUAUUCCUUAUAAAUAGCUUUCGUUAUCACUCAUAAACCUUCAAAAGGCAUUCAUUUCUUUUAUAUUUGAAGUAUGAUCAUCUAUUACCUGGAAUGAAAAAAAAAGAUAUUAUGUCAAGCAGUUCAUUUACUGCUGGUGGUUCCAGCAGUGAAUUUUACCUUUUAUAACACUAUUCCAGAGUUAUAAAAUCGUUCCAUAAUCAAGUUACAAUUUUUACAAAAAUACAUAUUCAUUUGAUCACCUUCAUCAGUUAAUGGAAAUGUUAAUAAAUGCGGAUUAAUUGAGUUUCUUGUAGAAAAUAUGGUCAAUAGGCCAAUAGGUUCAUAAUGCAAAGCUCUAGAGAACAGACUUUUUUUUUGGAAUAUGUUCAAGGGUGUCCCCUGUAAUGUAAAUCCAAGUGAGCAUCAUGGGGCAGCGCCCACAUCAGCCACUAUCUUGAAACGUUUUAUCGAAUAUCUCGCGAACCGCGCAUACUACGACAAAAAUAGUGAUCAUUUUUGCCAUCUUUUUCAUCUGAAUUUUUUUCUUGUAUAACGCAUAUGUUUUUAAUUAUAGCCCUCCUAACUUGUUUCAAUAUGGUUUUUGCUAAAUAUAUAGUUAACGGUAAAUAUUGUAAAAAAUUUGGAGCGCUAUAAUUAAAAACCUAUGCGUUAUACAAAAAAAAGUUUCCAAUAUAAAAGACGGCAAAAAUUAUUAUCUAUAACAAUUAUCUCAACGUGUCCAUUUCAUUAAAUAAAUACGUGUUGUGGAAUAUUGCAAGAAAUUUAUUAAAUUUAUGAAUGAAAUUAAUAUUUGAUGCUUUGAAAGCCUGUCGACAAACCUAUUGAACAUAUCUAAAUUUCAUUUAUUAGUUUAAUGAAUGGGCUAUAUAUGUAUUAUUUUAAGUGAAAAAUACUUAUUCUGAUACUAGUUUCCAAAAAAUAUUUAAAUUUGGUUUCAAAUAUGACAUUUUUGACUACUUUAAAAGUGCAUUGAAAAUAUCGACUUUUUUAGGGGGUUUCUUCUUAAAUUGUAUCAUGUAAUAGUAUAUUACUUAAAUUUUAAUUAUCGUACAUUUUAAUUAUACUAAUUUGAAUUGUCUUUUUAAGGGUGUAAUCAUUUUCAUUUUGAAACAAACAUUUCUUUCCAGUGUACUUUAGAAUCCAGUGAAUUUAGAAAAAGGAUUUUGAGAUAACAUGAAAGCAUUUAAUGUAAAUUAUAACAUGUUCCUAACCAGUCUGCUUCAAAUUAUUUGAACUUUGAGAAUAAAAAACUUUGAACUCUACGAAAUGUUGUUUCAACGUGAUGCUUUUUGUGUACAUCAAAAGUAGGCAAAAAUGCCAUUUUUUAGUACCACCUCAAAAAUACUGAUAUGGUAGAGCAUUUCUGCAGUUGUAUUCAAAUUAUGCAAACUAUUUCUUCCCGAUUUUCAAAGACAACCAAAUUUUUUGUCAGAUCAGUGUAUUGUUCUUUGAGUUUACUUACUUAAUAAUCUUGUAUAGUUGAUAGCCCAUAAUAACACUCACACUUUAAAGUUUAUUUAGUUAAGUCAUUCAAGUUCGCAAAACUGUGAUGUCAAAUGACUUAUUUUGAAUUUUGUCAUGAAUAGUUUGAUGUAUACCAUUCGGCUAUAUUUAAAUGAUAUCAAGUGAUGGAUUUACGCCAGGCCUUGGAAACAACAUUUUUAUAUGCCGGGAAAAAUGCCGAAAAAAAAUUGUUUCAUAAAAUUGGUUCAUUUUAUUUUUUAUAAAAAAUUUCUAUGGAAUAUUCACUAAAACAAUCAGUUAACUCGACUCAAGAGAAAAAAUCUAAAUUUCUGAAGAAAAAAUAUGCAAUAUAUUUCAACGAGUCAUCGAGAUGUAUAUUCGAGCUACAAAUUGUUGAGAAGUAAGAUCUUUUUCCACUUUAAAAAGUGUAAAAACAAAUUUAGACGCAAGCAUAGGCCAAGAUAGACUUAAUGCUCUUGCAUUACUGUCUAUUGAAGCUCAACUAGUCCAAGAAGUUAAUUAUAACUAUGUAAUCAACGUUUUUCUGCUGACAAAACCCAGGAUAAAUAAAAUUGAUUAAUAUUUAAAAAAAAUCAUUAUUUAUCUAUCUAAAGCUUAUAACAUAUUUCUCUUUAAUGUUUAUUACUUAUACUUAAAAAUUAUACUUCAAUAAAAAAGUUAUUUUAAUAUAAAAAUAUUGCAUAAAAAUUAAUGAAUCCAUUGUAUUAAAAAGGGUGGUGCUUCUACCGAGGCCUACGGUGGCAGCAAGCCCAAAUUCGUCACUUAUGAUAUCAAGAAUGUUACAGCUGUUUAAAAUCCAAUUCGCGAAUGAUAAGAAUUGUGUCACGAUGUUAAUAUUUCUCUAAUUAUCCAUGAUUCAACUACAAAUAUAUAUCCCAAGCAAAAUUAACACACAGCAAGAAUGCAAUGAAAUUAAGUAAUUACUAGAUAAGGUCGAAUUAAAACAAAGACAAAUAUAAUGUUGAAUUUCAAGUACUAUUGUAGAAAAUACAGGGUUGAAUAAAGUAUCGAAAAGAGUUAGAAAGAAAAUCUAAAAAAAAAUUUACAUGUAUUUUCUCUGUUAUCAAUUACAGCUUGACAGUGUCUGAGCUUGCUUGGGAUCUCUUUUGAUUUCACUUUAAUGAGAGCAAUUGUAAAUGUAUUUAUUAUAUCUUGUAAGUGAUUAUCAAAUACAUUCCAAAUAUGCUUUAUUAUAUUGAGGUUAGAGUUAUUAGCUGGCUAUAAUAUUGCUUGGAUUUCAUAAAAAUUUCAAGUUUUUCUUGUCAUAUAAGAUUGAGGAUUGUCAGGCAUGAAGAGAAAAUUGGUUCCUAAAAAAGGAGUGACUUGUGUCAACAAUGUACUUGUGAGCAUUAAAACGAUUUCUUUUCUUUCAA